ACCAUCUUAUCUCUUUUGUUGCCCUGAAAAAGUGACUCAUCCAGUUUUCUCCCUCCUAAUCAAUCUUGAUCACUUAUUUAUAUCGCUGCUGCCUUCUGCUCACUUUUGUCAGAGUUUUUAACAUGCAUGCAACUGACCUCAUUUCCACCUCUAGCAUUCUGCUUUGCUCUUGAUUUAUUUCGCCAGUCCAUCCCUCAAAGUUCAUAACCUUGCAUUUGUUAACAUUUCCAAACAUUAUUUUUUUUAACUAUUCAUUUGCAUACCUUUGCUUCCCCCUACCCCCGCAAAGGUCUGUUUCUUUUCACAGGUAUUUGGAAAUCUAUCAGUUUACUUUUUCAGUUCUGUAACCGCAUUCAGUUGACUCCCUCCAAUAAAACCAUGAAAAUGUUUAAAGAAUUUCCUGUUAUUGCUCUCAGUGAGCAAGAGUUGUUUCCUGGUUUUUUGCCCAGACCACCUUUCUGGCAUGUGCCCACCAAAAAGAAAGUUAUAAUUAAGGUGACCCCAGAAGACUUUACUAACACUUGCCACCUUUGACUAUUAUUAACUUUAAAAAAUCAUUCAGAGAAAGCAUGUAGGAGUUUUGCCUUAAGAUGCAUUCUUUAAGGGAUUUUCUUCUGCUCUUCUCCCAUCUCCUAAGAACUGUAUGUUCUCUAGUCUAAGAAUCAGUCAGUGCAGUGGUGGAGGGUUAUAUUUUGAAAAGUUCCUGCUCAGCUGCUUUCUGCUUAUACAGGAAUCUGAGCAUAAAACGGGGCUGUGCAUAUUAGGAUCUCUUUUGGGUCAAUACAUUUUAGGUAUACCACAUACAAGAUGACGAAUCGGAGUUAAAAUUCCGAGUAUUACUGGGACACUACUGGAAGAUUUAAUGCUGGCUCUGUGAAUUUAUUUAUUUAUUUAUUUAUUUUCUUUGACCAAAAUUUGUUUUUGGUACCAUGUGCUCUGGUUAAUACCAGCAUUGAUUUGUGCACAAAAUGACUAAUUGACCAAAAUUUGCUGAUAUUGACAUUGGCUGACCUUUUGACCAGCACUUACUGCUCUUUUGCUGUCAUUUGUCGUUUUUAUUCCAGGGAGUUCCCUCUGAAACAGGGAGAGUCUGCUUAUAAAAUGGUCUGCAGUUCUCUGCUUCGUAGAUGCAGCCACCGCCUGUGUUGUUUCAUCCUCCCCUGGAGGGCACAGCAGUGCUUCUUCCUGUCCCAGCAUGCACUGUGCUACUUCAGCUCCAGAGCAGUCUUCCAGGCUCCACUGUCUCCCUGUCGAGGUGCUGGGAGCGGAGCCUGGGUCGACUUCUGGUAUCAGUGGGACUGCUGGGAACGAUGGUGUCGGAGCAGCAGCCCAUCAGAGCCAGAUGACACCCUCAAAGCGACGCACUGUACUUAACAUCUCUCCACCUCCAGAAGACCUGCUGGACGACAGCCGCAUGUCUUGCCAGGACGAGGUAGCACCCAACCCAGACUCUGAGCAGAGUGGCAGCAUAUGGAUGGACGACUCUGUUUCAAACUUUAGCAUGCUGAGCAGCAGUUCAUAUAACGAUAACACUGAGGUUCCUCGGAAAUCUCGUAAGCGAACACCCCGCCAGAGGCCGGGCUCGAAGCCUGUGGCCAGGGAUGAAUCAACCAUGGAUGUGUUUGAUGCUGACAGCGCUAAAGCUCCACACUUUGUACUUUCACAGCUCGGCUCUGAAGGAAAGGGCAGUCUCAAAGGGAGUACUCUGGAGGUGGCUGGCAGUCAGAAAGGUGGAAUUCUUUCAACACAGUAUCCACAAAAGAGUGAGGGGAAAGAAUUAAAGAUUCUGGUACAGCCUGAAACACAACACCGUGCACGAUACCUUACAGAGGGCAGCAGAGGAUCUGUCAAAGACCGCACACAGCAAGGCUUCCCCACCGUCAAACUAGAAGGUGUGAAUGAACCAGUUGUUCUCCAAGUGUUUGUGGCUAAUGAUGCUGGGCGAGUAAAACCGCAUGGCUUCUAUCAAGCAUGUAGAGUGACUGGACGUAACACGACGGCCUGUAAAGAAGUGGAUAUUGAUGGGACCACGGUUAUUGAAGUGAACCUUGAGCCGAGCAACUCCAUGACUUUAGCUGUGGACUGUGUUGGGAUAUUGAAAUUGAGGAAUGCAGAUGUUGAAGCCAGAAUAGGAGUGGCUGGCUCUAAAAAGAAAAGUACCCGGGCUCGUUUAGCAUUCAGGGUUAACAUCCCUAGACCAGACGGCUCUGUCCUCACACUGCAGACCCUUUCUUCACCGAUCCUCUGUACCCAACCUGCUGGAGUGCCUGAAAUUCUCAAAAAGAGUCUUCAUACCUGCUCGGUGACUGGAGGAGAGGAGGUCUUCAUUAUUGGCAAGAACUUCCUUAAGGGAACUAAAGUUAUUUUUCAGGAACUUGGCACAGAUGAUAGCUCAUGGCAGGCUGAAGCAGAGAUUGACAUGGAACUUUUCCAUCAAAAUCACCUAGUGGUAAAGGUGCCUCCUUAUCAUGACCUGACGGUGACCUCACCUGUAUCAGUUAGAAUCUCUGUGUUAACAAAUGCAGGAAGAACACAUGAGCUCCAGCCUUUCACCUAUACUCCUCAGCCAGAAAAAGUUGAUGUUCCUGUGAAGUCAGAGUUGUCAGUAACAGCCAAGCCUUGCACGUUUGAAGAGCAGAUAAAUGCAAUGCAAACUGGCACCAAUAGUCUUAACAGUACGUUGAUGGCCCCAAUGAUCUCCAUAGUCAAAAGGGAAGAAGUAACCCCAAUGGAAAUCUCUACCAACUCUACGACGUCUAACAUUUUUAAGCCUGCAGAGGUCCUUAAUUCAGACCAACAGAUUUUGGAAAUUACCACCAUCCUUCCUACUAGCAGCAAAUCCUUUCCUAGCCCUGUGUCUCUGCCAUCUGUUGAAUCUCAACAAUCAGUGCCAACAAUGUUUGCACCUCCAGAGCCCCUUACGACAAUUCAGAAACAGGAUAUACCCCCUACACCAUCCUUUCAAGUCUCCUUGUCAGAAGACACCACAGUUCUUCAGCCUGUGCCCCCACAGGUCCCUCAGCAGUUCUUGAGGGAAACCCCUGAGACUUUGUCUCCAGAAGACAACAGUCCAGAUGGCACAGGAAUGGUGGUAGUGGGGAUGGAGUCUAGGCCUCCCCCUUCCCAGCAACCCCAGGUCCAGACCAUUUUACCUCAAGAUGAGGUAGCACAGCUGGAAAGAGCUGUUAGGGAGUUGCAAGAACAACAGCAACUCAAUUCUGUGCUUUAUGAUUCAAACCCUUCUCCUGAAAACCUCCAGCAACAUGUCCAGGAAAACAUGAACAGUUUAAGGCUGGGUGGCAAUGAGAACACGUUGACCAAUCAACAGCAGCAGCAACAAGAACAUAAUAUACUGCAUAAUCUGCAGCAACAGCAUCAGAAAGCUCUAGUUGAUCUGCAGCAUCAACAAACAGUCUUGAACAAUCUGCAACAGCAACAAAAGGUCUUGGUGAACUUUCAGCAACAAACUCUUGGAAAUCUGCAACAACAACAGUCACAUCAGAAAGUUCUGGAAAACCUGCAGCACCAGAAGGUUCUUGGGGACAUUCAGCAACAAAACUCUUUGGUGAAUAUUCAGCAUCAGAAAGUACUUGAUAAUCUGCAACAGCAACAGCAGCAUCAGCAGAAUCUAGAGAAACUUCAACAAGAGCAACAACAUCAAGAGGUCUUGGAACAGUUGCAAUCAGAACUCUUACAGCCACAGAUUCCCAUGCAGUGCACACCGAGUUUCCCUGUACCACAGGAUCAAAUGUCUGAGCAUCAAAGCACCUCACAGAUAGAUGGCUCCUUGUCACAGCCAUCCGAUGGUUUUCUCCAGAAUUCAUCCACGCAGCCACAGCAGCAAGCACUUUUUCAACAGGCCAGGGGGCUACUGACUAUUCAGACAUCCAGCUUUCUUCAGCAGCCAUCCUCCCAAACCUCACCUCCCCAGCAGCUGUUUCAGAGUCAUACACCUAUUACAGACACACAAGAACCACAGACGGGGCUUUUUGGUACUUCGAAAACGACCCAGGUUCAACCUACUUUAUUUCCCAAUACAGUGACGAUGCUGACAAGCACUAACUUAUCUUCUGAGCAACAGGCUCCCUCAACUACCCUGUUCAUUUCUCAGGGUGUCCUGCAUAGCCAAAUAACAUCCAACAAUUCUCAAAAUCAACAACAGCAACAAAUCGCUUUUCUCACUCCCAUGGAAACGUCAACCUCAGCAACCCAAUCAGUGUCACUUUUUCAGGGACAACCCCAGUUGUCCACGCCAAUGGAACAGCACUCUUCCCAGUCUCAGCAAAUACCAACACCUCAGCAAGCUGCACUAUUCCAGAAUAUUACUACAAUAUCCCAAAGUCAGGGCCAGCAGCAACCACAGCCUGGCUUACUGUUCUGUGCUACUUCUGUUAACCCUCAAGACCUCCCUCAGACUCUCCUGUUCAGUACCCAGAACCAGGGUCCAAUGGGUGGCAACCCACUGCCGCAAAACAUCUUUCAGGACCAGCAACCCAUGCAGGUCGUCCCGAUCCCUGGUAAUAUUACAGCAGACAACUCCACAAGUCAAUCUACAGUCUCUCCAUCACAAUCAACACAAAGUCCACAGAUUCUUUUCCCCCAAGCUAGUGUGGUGAACGUGACUCAGCAAGAUUCAACCGAGCCGAUGUCUUUUCAAGAUGAGACCUCUGUUGUGGGUCACUCGUCUGCCAGCAUGCCUACAACCCAGCCAGGACUCUUUCAGGACCAGCAGCUUAUGCAGGUUGUCCCAAGUGCUAGCAACUGUGCCUCUGUCCCUUCCGCAGACCAGGGCACCGUUAAUAUUUUUUUGCCACAGGCAGCCAUUUCAGCACUCCAAAGUGGUGUGGGCUCUCAAGAGUUACCUCAGACUGCUACAGGAACUGCCAUUUUUAGUGGGCAGAGUGGAGUGACCCUCGGAGGGUUGCAGAGCUCCUCGGCCACAUCCAGUCAACAGACUCCAGAUUCGCUUUUUCAGACCGCUUUAGGGGGAACCCUCAACCAGCCUGGACAGCCAGGACAAACAGGCCUAUUUAUUUUUGAAAUCCCCACUGAAUGUGGUCCGUUAUUAACCCCUCCUGGUCCUGCGUUGACGGACCAACUUGUCACCAUGGGGCAUCCUAGAUCAGAUCACAACCAGAAUCAGCUUCAGUCCAGUGCACAGAUUCAUAGUUUACUAGACCAGUCCAGCAGCCUCAGCGAGAAGAUUGAUGAACUACUAGAGCAGUUUGAGGAACAAGGGAAGAUGCUUCCCAGGGACUUCUUAGAACAGUAAAAGAUAUUUAAAAAGUCACAAGCGUGACUUCGACAACUUGAAGGAUCAAACUUUUUAAAGCCUUUAUUACAUGUUUAAUGGAUUGUGUAGGCUGUUACAGGCGGAUAUAAUCAUGGAACCAAAUAAUUGGGGCCAACAAAAUGUUUCGUCAAGUCAGUGUUGUGAUCUGUCAUGGCAUUUCAUAUUUUGGCGGUAUAUGUCAUGUUGACAAAUUCUGUUUCUUGUUAUCCAUCUGUCUGACAGAAGCUGACGCAACUUAUCUAGCGAAACUGUUGUCAAUCUGAUACAACACAUCGGACUAAUACAUUGUCUGUGAAAUUUUAGAUGGUGUGUUUAGCACUUUAUUGAGUUUUUGAAGUGAGUUACAUGCUUUUUAGCUUUCAAACCAUUUGUAUCCAUACUUGCCUCUUUUUUAUAGUCUUUCCCAAAAGAUCCUCUAUUUUGUACCAGCUCAGUCAUAUUUACUGAUCCGUUUUCAUAUUAACCUAUAUAACCAGCCAUGGUUACUGCUUUCUUUUUUUCUUUUUUCCUAGAUGAUUGUGUGCAAGCGUCCUCGUUAGUCUCGAUCCAUACAUUCUAUAUGACAUUUACUGUAUAUAUUUGUAUAAAUGAUAUUUUUGAUUGUCAUCUAAUAUAUUUUAUAAAGAAAUAAAAGCGGUCCAUCUUUAGUCAUUCCUGUCAUGGACAUGUUAUAUCACUUGUGUACAUUGUUACAUAAUGAUGAUGAUGUGUCUGAUACAUAUAUAAGCUAGCCUGGUGGACUGCCCUAAAACUCCAAUUAUUGUCCAGUGUAUAGUAUGUAAUAAAUAGCAAGGUGUUAUAAAUAAAUAAAUAAAUAAACAAACAAAUAAAUAAAUAAUAAAAGAAGGAAAUGUUACUAAUUUGUUGGCAUUGUCCAAAAUCUUAAGCAGUGAUCUGUUUAGAUGGAAUAUUUCGUGUCAGUUUCAGGAUAUUCCACCAAGCUAUUGAUAUGCAUGCCCAUGACAUAGUGUGUAUACUGUGUGUCUCUCUGUGUGUGUGUGUGUGUGUGUUUUGUGUUUAAUAGAAGCAAAUAGUGUAUUGAUAUUUGUACUAUGUUACAUGAGUUUCAAUCCAUGUUUUUAUAUUAAACGCAUUAGAGAUACCGUUCAAUUGGGCACUAGCUACUGGAAAGAUUUAUUAAUGUGAAAGGUUGAUUGAACAUCGUUUCAUUCAUUUGUUAUGUUGGAUUUGGGAAAUGAAGUUGUACAGGGUUUAUUUUUAAACACAUCGGCAUAGUGGUGCUACUUUGUUUACAUUAAUGACAUAAAUAACCAUUGUUAUAUCAACGUUUGGACUGAUAUUAUUACAAAAUGCUUUGUUUCUAAAGCUUGUGGUCAUGGUUUUUAUUUUUGGUCCCUGCUUUCUCUGCGGUUACUGACCUGUUUACUCUUAGUGGCAGACUUUUUGAUUAUUUUCAUUUUGUUAGAUGACAACUUCCCCACAAUCAUAAAGGUUUACAGUUUCCCAUUAUUUAAGAAAAGGAAGGGAAAAAAAAAUCAGUGUUUUUCAAUUCCAGAAGCACCUUUUGCUUUGACAAUUUUCACAUGCAGAUAAAUUUUGGUCUCUAGACAUGUAAAUUCCUCCAAAAAUACAUUUGCAUUAUGUAUGAUUUAUUUACCUUUGUUUCCCUUAUUUGUCCAUCAUUGUAUAGUCAUUGACAUCUAACGAUUUAUUUAACACUUGCCGCAAACUCUGUAAAAAGAACACUGUAGUUGUAGUGGCGUUGUUUUCCUCGGCGUGAUCUUGGUUUGGUGUGUGUUUUGCUGUCUAUGUAGAAAAAUCUGUUUGUUUUUAUAAACACACAUUAAGUGAGCCAUACAUACAGUAUUUUUGUAAGUCUGAAAUUACUAAAUGUACUGUGUACAUUUCAAAAAUAUUGAAUUGUGUGUCCCUUCUGCAGUACUUCAUGCAUUGUGUCACGAAAGAGAUGUUUUUUUUUUUUUUGUCUUGUCACUGUGCUAUAAAGCAGACCUUCUGUGCGUCAUAUAAAACUCAAAUAUUUGAAUUAGACCUGAUAAAUAAAUACAAGAGGUUUUUAUACAGGCUUAUGAUUUGGAGCUUGUGUUCCAUGCAAAGUCCAAACUAAAUGGUAACUCUGAUUUCAGAGUGAAUGUGUUUUUACCUCAUGGUGUAGAGACAUGGGUUUCACACUACAUCUAAUUAAGGACCAAUUAAACGACACCUUUUUGUUUUUAGAAUAUGGCAGCAAAACACUUUUUUUUUUUUGAUGAAUUAUUUGAGUUUUGUGACUGUUUGGUUUUUUUUUCAAAAUCUUGGGUCGAAAGGCCGUGUCAUAUAAGAGAUAAUAAUCAGACACAGAAUUAAAAAAAACAGCGUUUCUUCACAGUCCAUCAUUGUAAGAGCUACAUAAAAUGCUUAUCUUAUGCAUACAUUUUGUUAUGCAUACAAUUCAUGUUCUGUUGGAUUGCGCUAUUUUUAUUGGAAGUACGUUGUGCCUUUUUAAAAACCCGUCCGUCCUCCCCUUACUUCUAAAGUAUCUUUUUAACGAAAUAAACCUUUCUGAGUUUUUAGUUCCACUUUCAAAGAAUCCAAAAAGUUAGAAAUGUAUUCUAGUUCCAUGUUUAACUGUCUUGUCGACAUGUUGUCUAAUCCGAAUGCAGAGAUGCAUUUGAGCUUUCUGUCAUGAAACUGCUAUGCAGCUCCACCACUUUACUUGGACUGUUGGUUGCAUCUUAUUAUAACUUUUUUUUUUUUUUUUUUGCUAGAACAAGGUACAGAGCAGGAAAAAAAAAAAUAAUCAACAUGCAUUUGAUUGUUAGAUUGUGUGAAAUGGUUUUGACGGAAAUCUUCGAGCGCUUUCAUCACUCAGCAGCAGUUUGUGUUUUGUCCCGAGUUGUUUUUAAGAGUUCAUUUUCUUUAUAUGCAUUUUUUACUGUGGUUUGUUUGCUGUGAAUAUUACUUACCCUAGAAGUCACAGGGAUAACCGUUUACUUUUCAGUCCAUGUGAAGUAACAACAGUUAACAUAAUAACUAUAUUUGUCUUUUGCUUUAAACCAGUACACCCCUGAAUUUGUAUACUCUUGCAGUUCUAUUUCUGUAAAAAUGUGCUGCUAUCUGUAUGAAAUAAAGAUAGAUCUUGAAAUUG
Molecule: messenger RNA, 8399 nt
Organism: Ictalurus furcatus (blue catfish)
Lineage: Eukaryota; Metazoa; Chordata; Actinopteri; Siluriformes; Ictaluridae
Gene: nfat5a
Product: nuclear factor of activated T cells 5a
Exons: 12
Coding region: 1196-5272 (1358 amino acids)
Biological process (GO): cytokine production; calcineurin-NFAT signaling cascade; regulation of transcription by RNA polymerase II
Cellular component (GO): transcription regulator complex
Molecular function (GO): transcription factor binding; RNA polymerase II cis-regulatory region sequence-specific DNA binding; DNA-binding transcription factor activity, RNA polymerase II-specific
Source: RefSeq, a predicted model, not a curated record